GAUGGGGGCCGGGGGCGGCGGGCGCCGCACUCGCUGAGGCCCGACGCGGGGCUGGCGCCCAGGCCGAGCGCAGCGGCCGGAGGGGCGCGGAGGACGCCGGGGCCGCGCGCGACGAGCAGGUGGCGGCAGCUGCAGGUGUGGACGGCAGAUUGGGUUGAAAAGCCGAGUACAACCCUGCCGACCACCCACAGGUGCCACCACUGUGUGUUCAAGGCUGGGUCCCAGCAGGACCGGGCGCAGCGCUGGGCCACGUCCUCGGGCGGCAGGGGUGCGCAGGCUGGAGAUCGCUUGUCUGGGAAGAGCUCGGCUGCACACGCCGCCCCUUCCCGCUGAUCCCUGGGACCCACAGAGAGAGCUCAAGGAACUUGUCAUCUUUCCAAGACGGCCGUGCUCAGUGAAGGGCCUUGCUCUGGCUCCUGAGCAGUGACCAUGGGCCUGCUUGCCUACCUGAAGACGCAGUUCGUUGUGCACCUCCUCAUCGGGUUCGUCUUCGUGGUGAGCGGGCUGGUCAUCAACUUCAUCCAGCUGUGCACGCUAGUCCUCUGGCCCGUGAACAGGCAGCUAUACCGCCGGCUGAACUGCCGCCUCGCCUACUCGCUCUGGAGCCAGCUGGUCAUGCUUCUGGAGUGGUGGUCAUGCACGGAGUGCACUUUGUUCACAGACCAGGCCACGGUGGACUGCUUUGGCAAGGAGCACGUGGUCAUCAUACUCAACCACAACUUCGAGAUUGACUUCCUCUGUGGAUGGACCAUGUGUGAGCGCUUUGGCGUGCUGGGGAGUUCCAAAGUCCUUGCCAAGAGGGAGCUGCUCUACGUGCCCCUCAUCGGCUGGACCUGGUAUUUCCUGGAGAUCGUGUUCUGCAAACGGAAAUGGGAAGAAGACCGAGACACUGUCAUCAGGGGGCUGCAGCGCUUGUCCGACUACCCCGAGUACAUGUGGUUCCUGCUGUACUGUGAGGGCACGCGCUUCACGGAAAUGAAGCACCGCGUCAGCAUGGAGGUGGCUGCCUCCAAGGGGCUGCCCCCACUCAAGUACCACCUGCUGCCUCGUACCAAGGGCUUCACCACCGCGGUCCAGUGCCUCCGGGGGACAGUCUCAGCUGUCUAUGACGUCACCCUGAAUUUCCGGGGAAACAAGAACCCGUCUUUGCUGGGGAUCCUCUACGGGAAGAAGUAUGAGGCGGACAUGUGUGUGAGGAGGUUUCCUUUGGAAGAGGUCCCACUGGAUGAAAAGGAAGCGGCUCAAUGGCUUCAUAAACUGUACCAGGAGAAGGAUGCGCUGCAGGAGAUGUACAACCAGAAGGGCGUGUUUCCAGGGGAAGAGUUCAAACCCACCAGGAGGCCGUGGACACUCUUGAACUUCCUCUCCUGGGCCACGGUUCUCCUGUCUCCUCUCGUCAGCUUUGUCUUGGGUGUCUUUGCAAGCGGAUCCCCCCUCCUGAUCCUGACGUUCCUGGGGUUUGUUGGGGCAGCUUCCUUUGGAGUUCGCCGACUGAUAGGAGUCACUGAGAUAGAAAAAGGCUCCAGCUAUGGAAACCAAGAAUUUAAGAAAAAGGAAUAAUUAAUGGCUGUGAGUGAACACACAUGACCUGACAGUGGUUCCAAUUAACUCAAUUAAAACAGAACAACGCACAGAGCAGGAAAAAAGACACUUAGAAACUAUUUUUCUUAUUAACUGGUGACUAAUAUUGACCAAUAAAACUUGAGCCAAGAGCGAACAGUCAGAAGGCCUGCAGAUGAGGGUGCUGGCCUUGCACCUGCUCAGGGCCCGUGUGUCCUCAGGGAGCACGGGGCUCCAGGCAGACGUACUGGGGGGUCACUCCUGGGAUAACGGGUUUCAACCCCAUGCAGUCUCUCAAGGACGCUGCCUGCCGGAGGGAGCCUUCGGUUGCUUUCUCUUCUUGAACUUAGACCCUGUUUUUGUUUGUUAUCAACUAUUUCUAGAACUUACCCUGGCCCCCCACCUCUUCCCCUAUACCCCAGCAAACUCUUCCCAACUCUUGCCCUGUCCUCCUGGGAGCAGAUGUGACAUGGUCGCCAUCCUGCAAAGCACCCGCUUGUCCAGCUCUGCUCGGCACCGCAUUUCGCUUUCAGACAGUGGAGUGGGGCCGUGGAGAAAGUUCUGGUGAUAAGCACACACUGGGUGCAUCAGAUGGGCUUGGAGCCUGCACGGGCUGGCUGCAGGCCACCUCCCCAUUUCAGUUUCCACAGCAUCGCUGGCUGUUACCUACCCAACUGUGUGUGUAAAUACCUUAAGUCUGUUUUUAAAGUGGAUGGAGCCCAAAAACCUGGUGAAAUAUGGAGUCCUCCAGUUCCCGGGGCUCCCCUGUCCCUUUUGCCCUUUUACUCAUGAAGCUGAGUGUGCCUGAGGGAGACCUCUGUCCUGCAGUCCACAGGACUGUCAGAUGCUUUUUAAAAAGCUGUGUCACCACCACACCUCUGUCUUCUAAAGGUGGUUGGAGACCUAACAAGGAGCUCAUUGGCUUUUAGAGAUUUUAUUUUCCCAGUCAGUCUAGUGGUGGCUUUCAACUUCCUAGUGAAAACAAGAGGCGUGAGACUUUCCACCUCCCCACCCUCCCUUCCCCAGCAGGUGCUGGUCUUUGGGGGCAGGCAUCACCUGGCCUGGCCAGGCCAUAGCCUCGGCCCAGCAGGUGCUAGCUCUUCCUCAGCCCCGUCCUGUGUCCCGGCAGCCUGAGCUUGGCGGGCUGGGAGCUGCUGGGGCUGACUAGAGGGCAGGAUCUGGCCUCCCCGAGUCAGACCCCCACACCCAAGGCUCGGCCAGUCCAUCCGCUGUAGUGCAUCUGCAGGGGAUGCUCUUCUUAAAUUUCCCACUUGCUUUUUAAAAGUCACACUCCUCAUCUUUUUUAGCAAAGGAAAGAAAAAUAACGGGUGUUAUCUCUGACAAACUGUAACCAGCAUUCUGAAUAGAGGCAGGUUGAGUUUUCUAGGGGAAAAAAAAUGGAGGAAAGAAGCAUGGAAAAAAUUAUAAACUAAAUUGGAAAAGUACCCAUUGACCCUAAGUAUGUAUUUUGGGAAGAGUUAUUGAGCCAGCGUGUAUUUAUUCUCUACAGUGACAACACUAUUACACUCUGGGAACUGUAGUGGUGCAGAAACAGAAGCAUAAAACCACAGGUUUAUGCUCAGGGCUCAGGAGCCGUAGGGAACGAGCAUGAUUAAAACAACAAAUCAGCUUUAAGAUGCUUUUGUUUAGAGUGUGCUUCCCUCUGUCUUAAAGCACAUCUCACCUCCUGCCCUUCACCACCUUGGGGGCGAACCGUGAGCACAGCCACUUACACUGUGGUGAGCAACCACUGUAGGUUUUAUUUUUCUUCAUAUAAUAAGCUGCUCAUCUGUCUUUAUCUGUGUUUGCUAAUUCACUGAUACCUAAAAAAAAAACCUUAGAAGAAAAGCUAAAAGUUACUACUGAGCAGAUACAUUGCCUGGAAAAUACAAAUUUAAAUCUUUCACCCUAUAAUUAAUACUUCUUGUUUCCCAGAUAAGUUCCCUCCUCUUGAAAUUGAUAUAUAAUCAGUAAACUUGACACUGAAUGAAUGAAUGAACUGUGAACACUUCUAAAAUGGAGACUGAGACCACUAGGAGGUUUUAGAUCUCAGUGAUUUCCUUCUGAUUUAAUAUAGAUUAGCUUGUGCAUUUGAAUACCAAGACCUUUGAGAGCAAUAAAAACUGCACCAUGAAUGUUUGUUUUUUUUUUGGAGGGGGUACAUUUUGCUUUUCAUCAUUUCAGAAGGAAAAGGGGAGGGGAACUCCUUUAAUUUUUAAGUUGAAAUAAUAAAAGUAAAGUAGUGCUUUUCUUUUUCUCUUUAUACCCUACAACUGAGCUUCGUCUGUUGCUGACAUGCCCAAACUCAAACUGGACAUUGGGACUCUCUGUGCUGAUCACUGCUGUGGGCACAUGCUCCAGGCCUGUAGCUGAUGCCCCACGCUGGUCCUGGAGCUAGGGGGGUGUUGGUUGGCCCACUUUGCUGGGCCUGCCCCAUUGCUCACAGUACACCUCCAGAGCCAGCCCUGACCCCGAGGGCACACAGGGAGACCACCCUUCUGUACGCUUCCUGCAGGAGGAGCGGCCAGCCUGGCCACUGGCUGACCUGACUCAGCCCUUGGGCUGGGCGCUGUCUCUGGUCUUCUGGCAUGUAGCCUGGCCUGCCUAAUGAGUGGGGUCUGGGCUGUGGGCCCUCCCUGUGUGUCCAGCUGGGAGAGGGUCCAAUCCUGGCCCCUCCAGGGAGACCCAGGGGCUGCUGAACUCCAGGGAGAGUUCCUGUGGCUUUUCAUAGUGACUCUAUGGCUGCUACCAGCACCUGGGGACUUCCUGAUAGCAUUGUAAGCGGUGACUGUCCCCACUGCAUGCAAGUGAGCAGACAGACGCUGGGGAAAGGCCUAGCUGGUCAGAAGGAAAGCAUGUCAUAGUUUUCAGUUAACCACAAGAAGUAACACUGGUUAUCCAGUGCUUGGGGAUGGCAUCCUAGAUGCAUGGCCCUGUUUGAGACCCGCUCUGCCGUCCCGAUGUCCUCAAGAUGCAGAGUUUGGUUGGAGAAAGAAGCUCCGAAUAUACAAACGACUAAAUAACAAGCACCUACUUAUAAAAAUCAAUGCAGGUAUACCCUCUGAUCACUUUUGAAUCUUUCUCUUGUCUGUCCCUGUCAGCCCUCCUCAGUGUACCAUGGCAUGAGAGUCCCCCCUGACUUAACUAGUUCAGUUACUGAGCAUUGAAAUUGAUCUGAAAAAAAAGUGACCUGUGCAGUCACGUGCAAUUCAGAGCUGUCUCUAGGCGACCCACACCCAUGUCACUGCCGAUGUCAGAUUUGUGUUAAAGAGUAAGUAACUGCAUGUCGCUUUGUCUCUGCCCGAGACACCUCUAGGACAAGCCAAAUAGAAUCUUUCAGCCAGGCUGAUUUUCAUGCUGCAAACUCCUCACCAAUAGCUGCAUGCUUUCCCAGCAUGCAACACUCGGUGUUCAAUGGUGUGAUGUGGCUUCUGACCUCUGCAGUGUAACCAGGCUCAGUGCUGAAACGGUGGGCCUGACAUGCCCGCCUGCCUUCUCUGUGGACACUGCACGUCCCUGGCCCUCGUGCUUGCUCCUUUCUCUACUGAGUGAGCUCCCAAAGCGCCUGGUGGCGGGGCCAGCUGCUGUGCCCCAGAUCCUGUGUGGGACUGCCUGGGUGCUUGCGCACAUCAGAGUCCCACAUUCUUGCAUGUCAGGGCCAGGGUGCAAAAAUGCAUGGGGUUUGGAUAGAAGAUGUAACCUGCGUUCCACUUGACUGAGGGCUGGACACACAUGAACUAAGUUUUAGCUCACUGAAAAUGGCAGCAUUCUCAAAAAGUGCUCAGGAAAGCAAAGGAGGAGAACUACUUCUAGGGAAUAGUAAGAACUUCCCAGAGACAUUGACGCCAGUCAGCCCUGGUGGCCUCCACAUUUUCUUUUUAAAAACAACUGAAUUGCUUUAAAAUUUUAAGCUUUGUAAUGACAAGUUCAUCUGGAAUCUUUUUUCUUUUCUUCACUAAACUUCAGUUUCUUAACUUUUCGUUGCACAAGUAUUUGGACAGAAGUCAAACUCUGAAUGAGAUACUGAAAUGCACUGAACUGUAUUAAAUUAAACUGGAGUUACUUGAUACAAUGAA
Manis javanica (Malayan pangolin) is the source of this 5636-nucleotide messenger RNA. It is a transcript of the gene AGPAT3, whose product is annotated as 1-acylglycerol-3-phosphate O-acyltransferase 3. The record is from RefSeq and is a predicted model, not a curated record. NCBI's taxonomy places the organism in Eukaryota, Metazoa, Chordata, Mammalia, Pholidota, Manidae. Gene Ontology annotation, molecular function: 1-acylglycerol-3-phosphate O-acyltransferase activity. Gene Ontology annotation, cellular component: endomembrane system; endoplasmic reticulum.